Molecule: messenger RNA, 1170 nt
Organism: Ophidiomyces ophidiicola
Lineage: Eukaryota; Fungi; Ascomycota; Eurotiomycetes; Onygenales; Onygenaceae
Gene: scn1
Product: Cut9-interacting protein scn1
Exons: 1
Coding region: 1-1170 (389 amino acids)
Molecular function (GO): hydrolase activity, acting on ester bonds
Source: RefSeq, a predicted model, not a curated record
AUGGAAUCACAGUCUCAAGCUUUCCCCUGGGACCUGGGCGUCUUCGAUGCCCACUGCCACCCAACAGACACCAUGUCGUCCAUUGACGACAUUCCCACGAUGAAAGCCAGAACGCUCGCCAUUAUGGCCACUCGAGAACAAGAUCAACAUUUGGUCGCCGAAGUUGCCACUAGACUUGAUGACAUAGAUUUACUUGAUCACUCUGAUCCCAAGCAGUCCCGUCCGGAAAAAAAGAUCAUACCCUGUUUUGGUUGGCACCCUUGGGUCUCUCACUUAGUAUUUGACGAUACACAUGUCCCCGGGAAAACGCCAAUAGACAAAAUCGAACAUUACAAAGCAGUUUUAACCCCUCCUAUCCAGGAUGAACUUCUUCUCGCUGAACUUCCCUCCCCCCGCCCACUCUCUACUAUCCUUCAAGAAACUAGACAAUAUCUCACCCAAUUCCCUCACGCACUCGUCGGUGAGGUUGGUCUCGAUCGCUCAUUUCGUAUACCGAAUGCAUGGUUUUCGCAUGAACUAGAGAGUCGUGAUUUGUCUCGCACCCCUGGCUUUCGGGAGGGCAGGACACUAUCCCCUCAUCGUGUGCCGUUGAGUCACCAAAAGGCGAUUUUAAAGGCCCAGCUACGGUUAGCUGGUGAGCUACAGCGGCCUGUAUCUGUGCAUAGCGUUCAGGCACAUGGUGCAGUACUAGAAAUUUUGCGUGACCUCUGGAAAGGCUACGAGAUACCUGUCCUGUCUAAACGACAACGACACCGACGCGGCAGUGCUGUGAAUGCGCAUGGAGACGAAAGUGAGGAAGAAAUCGAUAGGAAUCAACACCCUACCUCUUCCGAGCCCUAUCCGUUCCCGCCAAGAGUAUGCAUGCAUUCAUAUUCCGGCCCGGCAGAUCCAUUAAAGCUUUUUUUGCACCCUUCCAAUCCGGCAGACGUGUAUUUUUCCUUUUCCAGCACAAUCAAUUUUCCCAAUGGAUCGGUAAGUAAAGCUGUAGAGGUUAUGAAAGCUGUUCCUGAUGAUAGGAUCUUGGUGGAGAGCGAUUUGCACAUAGCUGGAGAAAAAAUGGACUACAUGUUGGAAGUGAUCGUACGGACCAUUUGCGAUGUUCGGUCUUGGAAACUAGAAGAUGGAAUUAAAAGGCUAGGCAACAAUUGGAAGAGGUUCAUCCAUGGCUGA